This is a messenger RNA of Dioscorea cayenensis subsp. rotundata (Guinea yam), 645 nucleotides long. RefSeq lists its product as uncharacterized. The record is from RefSeq and is a predicted model, not a curated record. Bases 1 to 645 code for a protein of 214 amino acids. Lineage: Eukaryota; Viridiplantae; Streptophyta; Magnoliopsida; Dioscoreales; Dioscoreaceae. The transcript has a single exon.
AUGGCUCCUUAUGAGGCACUGUAUGGCAGGAGAUGUAGGUCACCUAUUUGUUGGGAUGAUGUAGGAGAACGUAAAUUGUUAGGGCCAGAGAUUGUGCAGUUGACAGUGGAGAAAGUUCAUCUUAUCAGAGAUCGUCUGCGAGCAGCUCAGAGCAGGCAGAAAAGUUAUGCAGAUAAUAGGAGAAGAAGCUUGGAGUUUCAGGUGGGUGAUCAUGUGUUCUUAAGAGUAGCUCCCACCAAAGGAGUUAUUCGUUUUGGUGUGAGAGGGAAGCUCAGCCCUCGGUUUAUUGGUCCGUUUGAGAUCUUAGAACGCAUUGGUGAGGUGGCAUAUCGACUUGCAUUACCACCUUCACUGUCUCGGGUACAUGAUGUGUUCCAUGUUUCUAUGCUGAAGAAGUUCAUUCCGAAUCCUGACCAUGUGAUACAGUUUUCUGACUUUGAGCUUAGUAAUGAUUUGACGUAUGAGGAGCGACCUAUAAAGAUUGUGGAUUUUAAAGAGCAAACAUUGAGAAGACGGGUCAUUUCUUAUAUCAAGGUUCAAUGGAGCAAUCAUUCAGAGCGUGAAGCAACUUGGGAGUUAGAGUCUGAGAUAAAAGAGAGAUAUCCGUAUCUUUAUGAUACUUCAGGUAAGAGUUUAGAGGACUAA